CAUUUGAUGCAAUAUCACGCACAAUAUGGCAACAAAAGAGGAAGAACCGUUGAAAACUCAAAAAGAAAAGCCGAGAAAGAAAACCUUCAAAGAGAAGAUUGCAUAUAUCAAAGAUAAUAUAACAAUAGAACCUGUUUUAAUGACUUACGUCGUUCCCGGAGUCCUAGCUAGAUUAGCAACUCAAAAUUUGAAUCUUGAUAAAGCUUGUCGGGUAAACUUAAAAUAUGGGGACAAAGUGUGUAAUGCUCUUAUUGCAAAAGAAGGAACAAUGUACCAGAAAGAAGAACUGCUUAUACAAGAGCUUAUUGCUUCGAUGGAAGCAUGGAAAAAUUUCAUUUUAACUGCGAUACCGAGUUUAUUGAUUCUCUUUAUAGGAGCCUGGAGUGAUAGGACUGGAAAUAGAAAGAUCUGUGUUCUACUACCAAUAGUCGGAGAUCUAUUGAUGUGUUUAAGUAACAUACUUAACGCAUAUUAUUUCUAUGAAUUGCCAGUGGAAGUGACCAUGUUUUUUGAGGCAUUAUUUCCAGCAAUAACUGGCGGCUGGAUUACUACAUAUAUGGGAGCUUUUAGUUACAUUAGUGAAAUUUCUAGUGAAGAAACGAGAACUUUCAGAGUUGGUGUUGCAAAUCUAUGUUUAACUGCCGGAGGGCCCAUUGGAACGGCCCUUAGUGGAAUAUUACUAAAACAUAUUGGAUAUUACGGGGUUUUUACUAUAAGCUCGCUCUUGUUUUGCUUUAGUAUCUGUCAUGGAUUCUUCUAUAUUAAGGAUCCCGAACGACCGAAAACUGUCAAAAAGGAGGAUGAAAUUGGUAUCCAAGGAUUCCUCAAGUCAUUUUUUGAUGUUAAACAUGUCAAAGAUACAUUGGCGGUAGCAUUCAAACAGGGACCUAAUCGACGCAGAAUAAAGUCUAUUUUAGUUUUGUGCUCCAUUGCUUUUAUAUAUGGACCAGCUUAUGGAGAGUUUACGGUGCGGUAUCUCUUCACUAGGUACCGCUUUAACUGGGAUGCUCUCAAAUACAGCUUUUAUAAUACUUUCUACAUCUGCAUACACGCGCUCGGUGCAUUAAUUUCAAUCAGUAUAUUUAGCCGGAAGUGGAAAUGGGGAGAUGCAACACUAGGUCUGAUAUCCAGUUGCAGCAAAAUUGUUGGAGGUUUAGCAACAGGUCUUUCUAGAAACUCUUUACACAUGUAUAUCGCUGUUUCCAUAGAAAUGUUUAACGCAACUUCGUUCACCGCUUUGAGAUCUAUAUCUUCUAAAUUAGCAUCCACGGAUGAGUUAGGGAAAAUGACCGCAGUUUUCAAUUUAACAGAAGUGCUAACGUCGAUGAUAUUUGGACCUAUUUAUUCGUGGAUAUACAUGAUGUCCCUUAAAAUUGACUCUGGCAUUAUUUAUUACUGCAGUACUGGACUGACGUUACCACCGAUUCUUAUAUUUGUAUGGUUCUAUAUACAAAAUAAAAAGGAAGUAAUCGACAGUAAAACAGACUCUAUAAACGCAACAGAAAAACUAAAGAAUGAAGAAUGCAAACCUAAGGAAGAGAGUUUAGUUAAUAGCAUUGAUUUGAAUGACACACGGUCUGUUUUGUGUUGAAUAUAGAUUAAAAUUUGCUAAGU
Molecule: messenger RNA, 1614 nt
Organism: Pararge aegeria (speckled wood butterfly)
Lineage: Eukaryota; Metazoa; Arthropoda; Insecta; Lepidoptera; Nymphalidae
Product: solute carrier family 46 member 3-like
Exons: 7
Coding region: 26-1591 (521 amino acids)
Biological process (GO): transmembrane transport
Cellular component (GO): membrane
Molecular function (GO): transmembrane transporter activity
Source: RefSeq, a predicted model, not a curated record